Myiozetetes cayanensis is the source of this 11494-nucleotide messenger RNA. It is a transcript of the gene BATF, whose product is annotated as basic leucine zipper ATF-like transcription factor. Gene Ontology annotation, molecular function: RNA polymerase II cis-regulatory region sequence-specific DNA binding; DNA-binding transcription factor activity, RNA polymerase II-specific. Lineage: Eukaryota; Metazoa; Chordata; Aves; Passeriformes; Tyrannidae. Gene Ontology annotation, cellular component: nucleus. The transcript is spliced from 3 exons. The record is from RefSeq and is a predicted model, not a curated record. Gene Ontology annotation, biological process: regulation of transcription by RNA polymerase II. The coding region runs from base 10715 to 11077 and encodes 120 amino acids.
GAUUGUCUGAGUUAGUACCUGUGGGCUGGGAAAAUUCAGCCUAGAGGAGCUGGGAGCCUUGGAGGCAGCUCUGACUCUUGUCAAGCAAGAAGUAGCUCAGUAGCUCAGGCAGGCAUGGCUUACCAGCUGGAAAGGCCAUCUCGUCCUUACUCGGUCCUUCUUGUUUCAGUCCCAAUUACAGCAGUUUGAACUAAUUUCAGGGAUAAGAAAGAAAUGGGGGAGCUAUCAUGAUGUCUUUGUGGUCGUGAUCCCUUUAUGCAUGGAGGUGUAGAAUAGUUCCUUUGGGUCUCUGCCAGGUCCCAGCCUUGCCCCUAACUGACAUGCUGGGAAAGCUCCUAAAAUCUUGCCUUGGGCUUUGGCCAGUGCUGAACACAGGGGUGUGGAGGUUGAGAAGAUAAUCAGCCAGGUGUGCUGCAGGUGCUAGAACUGAAAAAUCAGCAUCCCCAUAUGAAUAACCAAGCCCUGACACUACGGCUUUAUGUUCCUGACUCAAAGGUAUGAAGGCAGUGGUCUGGACUGGGGCAGACCCCAUCUUCACAUAUGUGCACCACUGAGGUCUCAGAGGAGCAAUGGUGCACCCAGUCUUCUCCCACUGUCCAACUCAUUUCCAUUGUGGAUGAGGCUACUUUGAUGCAAACUGCAAGUGAAAAGAAGCUUUCAGCAUCUGGUACAGAUGCGCACUCCAGCCAGGAGCACUGAAGCAAUUUGAGAAGAUGAGUUUGACCUAAAGGUGACAACAGCAUAUGAGGUCUUCCUUGGGCAUGACUACUUCUCUAGUGCAUGUUUCUCUCUGUAGCCUCCUUUUCUAAUCCUUAACGUCUGGGGAUAUCUGACAUUAGUCCUGUCUCUUCUUCAUACUUUCUUCCUGGAUUUCCCCUCCCGUUCCCUAACUUAUUUCUUUGAGACCUCACAAAAUGCUGCCAGCUGCCUUAUUUAGUGUGAAGCAUGUUAGAUCUGUUAGAGACAAGGUUUUUGUGCCCUGGGAGAAGUUGUUCGCUGAGGUUCUCUAGAGGGAUAAGUAAGGGCAGGACCUGAAACAAAGUUGGUGGAGAAAAACAGUGUCUGGCCUGGCUGCCACUGCCUGCUGUGCAGCCCUUGAAGCUGGGCAGCUGUCCAUCUGCUGUUCCUUCUGCCCAGACCCUGGAGUAGGUGGCUCAGAUGUGACCCAUUCCUCAGCUGCUCUCAGGAGCCAAUUGUCAUUCUUUGAAAAAACGUGAUACUUCUUAUCAAGCUCUGCUGAAAGGACACAGAGCACUUGCUCGGCCUGCUUAUCUCUUCAGGACUUUAUUUCCCUCUGCAAAGUGUACAUGGUAAUGAAUUUUCAUAUUCCUGCAAGUAUUGCUUUCCUCUUUUGUGGUCAGCAGGUGCUCCCUGUGGAAUAUCAGAUCAAGCCACAGGCAUCUUGUGCUUUUUGCUCACCUGAAGAGCUUGUCAGCUGUCACACCUUCCAGGAGCAGUGGCAGUGCUGUGGAGGCAGACAAUGGCCUUUCUCUGGCAAAUAGCCACACUGCAGUAAAAAUUUCUGCUAUGAAAACAGCUGGCUUGGAUGAGAAACAUAAAGUGCCCUUUGAAACCAAGCAUGCUAGAAGCAGUGGCAAAGGCAGCGGCUGAAGAGGAUGGAUCUGUGUCAGUUUAAUGCUUAGCUAUUCCAGCCAAGGCUUGGGCAGGAGCUAUCUGAGUCCUGGCAAUGCCCAGGGGUUAGAAUGAGAUGAUCUUUAAGGUCCCUUCUAACCCAAACCACUCCAUGAUUCUGUCUUCCAAACAACCUUCUGCUGCCUGCCCUUCUGCUGCAAACCAAGGGAUUUGCCACUCGAAGUUUAGGGCAUUUCUUUUCAUAAGACUUGAAGUUAAAGUUUGAGCCCCUUCCCCUUUAAGCUGGAGCCUGUGAGUAUUGAAGGGAAAAGGCUCCAUCUCUGUGUAGUCCUGGGGGCUGCAAAUUCCUCCUGAUUCCUGUAGGAGACAGGCUACUCAGGCUUCUGAGUCUGGUAGCACCUGUCUUCUCGAAACCUAGCAUCCACCUUAGAAGAGUUACAAGUUUUGCCGUGGGAGAGGCUGUCCUGCUGAACACGUUGCAGGCUGGUGCAUUUAUAGUGGCAUCUCCUGGGCCUCGGGAGGAGCAGCAGGCACAUGCCAGGCACAGCCUAUGUUGCUGUAUGCCAGAAAGUGCUUCCAAACCAAAAUAGCAAUGAUUGUACCUGUGGCAGUGUCCUCCCACCUGGAAGGUACUGCGAUGGCUGCUAAUGUGUAUUUGCUUGGAAAAGCCAACGGACACUUCUCAAAGGGCUGGAAGGCACCUCCUGACCAUUCCACACCACCAUAUCCUGUGCUAGGUGUGCUGUGGGCCACUACUGGGUGAAGCUGAUGGGUUCUCAUACGCUGACUGUGGUGCUGGAGCCGAUAGCCCGAUAGAUGUAGGGUGCUGCCAGCCCCACUAUCCCGGUCCAGCCUGUCGUAGGGCUGCAUCCCUCAUGCUGAUGGGUACACACACACACACACACACACACACGUGGAUCCCUCUCGUGGGUGGCUGAGGUUGGCUGUAGGCAGAGCCGCAGUUGCUGGCCCUGGGCGCAGGAGGCCGGAGGAUGGCAGCCGCUGCUGCUGCACAGCUCAUGUCUCGCUCGCUGGCUGCUCCAGCCAGAGGCUCGCUCGUGCUCACGCAAACCUGCACACGAAGUGGCUGGAGACAGGCACGCAGGAGCCCGUCGGCGGGCUGGAUGCUUCAGUGCCUGGGCACCGAGCAGGGACCGCGCGGCCGGUUCUUCUCCCUCUCCCUGUGCCCUGUGACGGCGGCUUUCGUGGCCUCUUGGUGUCCCGCUGGCGUGCGCUCCCCAGGCUGCCCCCGGCCCCUCCGCUCCCCCAUGCGCUCCGGCGGGGCGGGAGGAGGCGGCGGGAGCCGGGACCGCCGGCAGGAGGCGCGGCGCGGCCGCGGGAGCAGCGGGGCCGGGGCGGGCGGUCCCAGCACCGCUCCCGCUGGGACACGGCCGGGCGCGGGUCCCGGAGCCUGGGAGAGCGCACCGAGUGUUGACUGCCCCCGGCCCGGCGGGCAGCCCAGAGCGGGUCCAGAGCAGCCCCGCGGGAAUGGGCAGAGGGCUGGAGCGCCUCUCCUUUGAGGAAAAACCGCGGAAGCUGGGGCUGUUCAGCCUGGAGAAGAGGAGGCUCUGGGGAGAUCGGAGAGAUUUUCCAGUACCUAAAAGGCCUAUGAGAAAGCUGGAGAGGGACUUUUUACCAGGGCCUGUUGUGACAGAACAAGGGCUAACAGUUUUAAAUUGUAAAAGGUUUUGGAUUGGAUAUAAGAACUUUUUAAAAUUAGGUUGGUGAGGCACUGGAACAGGUUGCCCGGAGUCGUGGAUGCCUCAGCCUGGAAGUGUUCAUGGCCAGGCUGGAUGGAGCUCUGAGCAACCUGGUCUAGAGGAAGGUGUCCCUGGCCAUGGUGGGGGUUUGGAACUAAAUGACCUUUUAAAGAUCUCAUCCAACCCAAACCUUUCUGUCAUUCUAUGGUGCAUGGUGCCAUCCCAUGGUGCCAGAUGGUUCUUGUCAGACAUAAGCCCACUCAGCAACAUUGGUGCUUCCCAGCCAUUUCACCUGCAGGUCCCUCUGCUUCUGAGAUACCUGAGGUGCCUCAACAACCAGGACCACCAGCAGGAACUCCUGAUGUGCCAACAGCCCCCUCUAGCACAUGUCUAUCUCCUGUUUUGUGAGAUCUACGUUCAGGUCAUAACCCUUGUGCUCCUUCCCACACUCCCUAGUUCGGACCAGAGCUCUCCCCAGGGUACCAUGGUACAACAUUUUUCCUGAAUCCCAAGCAGGUGAGCCCCAUCACUUUUCCACUGCUUAAAUGCUUGUCACAUAUCCCUGGUGUCCUUCACAUACUAUCCCAGUUUCCUCUGCAAAGCCACUCUUACCUCUUCUCUCCCAGGAAAAGGUAGGUGCCACUUUGCCUCAAAGCACCGGGCCUGAGGCACUGCAGGUGUGUUGGGCUGAGGAUCCAACUACAAUAGGUUGGUGUGGGUGCUCCACACUGCACGCCUGACUCCCUUCUUCUUGCUGGACCCCUGAGAAGUGGCAGGGCCCAUGGGCAGCAGGAACUCUGUUUCCCCACAAGGGUCUCUGGUCUUACCAGCUCUUCACCUCCUCUCCUGCAAUCAGCUCAUCCCAAAAAGGUUGAACAACACAUCAUGCUCCCAAAGAUUCAUGUUAGCUCUCUUCCUUUCCUCCUCCUCUCACCCUCUCCCCACCUGCUGCCCCCAUCCCCUCGUAGGUGAGAGUCUCUGUGUGCUGUCAUGUGAGCAAAGGCAUCCAACAUCUCCCUUGGCCUGCAGCUGGUCAAGGCAAGGGAUGUUUGGAGGCCAUUACUUUGCAGUUUUUCACAGUAUUGUUCUCGCUUUGUAUUUGAAAAACUGCCUCCUCUGCCCUUCUCAUCAGGGGCCAAGGGCAACUCUGUGACAUGGUGGUAAGUGGUAUUAACUAACCUUUGCCAGUGACCUGCCUCUCUUGUUUCAUUUUGAGCCAAGGGCAACAGGUAUUCGUUUAUCUUUGUCCUUAUUGGUUCGUCUACUCAACUUGCUGCAAAACAAGCCCCAAAAAUCCCCAGCUUUGAUAUUUACUAAGAACUGUGAAAACUGCUUUGAUUACCAUGCAUGCCAGACUAUGCUGAUCAGUACUGGCACCAGCAUGGCCCACGACCGAGUGCAGGACUGAGCCAGGGAAAACUGUGUUGCCAAGAUAUUCGCUGAGAAAUGAGAAAAACUAACUAGUGCUUCCUUGAGCCUGGAAGUAUCACUUGGUUCCCCAUGCCAUUGUGCACUUUUUGCUUAUUUGUGAUCACUGGUUGCUGGUGAUUGAAGCAUGGGGGUGAGACAGUGGGAUGCGGGUACAAGCCCUGGGCCUGCAUGGAGGCACCAUGCUCCUGCUGGGCUUUGGAAACUGCCCUGAGGGCAAAGCAGGCUGGGUCACCUGUCCCUGAUUAAGGGUAUGAUUCUCUGUGCAGUUGGUGGGGUGGCCAGGGGUCAUCUCCCAUCUGAGUGAUGCAGGCAGGCAGGGCAGGUGCUGUCAGAGGUAUAGCCAGACCCACUGGCAGUGAGCUUGCUGUCAGCAUCUCUGCCACCAACACUUUCCAUCUGAGGAAAAGAUCCUUCCCUACAGCCAGGAGGUCUCCUUGGCUCUUGCUGGGCAGGACCACAGGGAAGGGCUGGCACCUCAGACAGCAUGGCUGGGAUUUGCCUUUUCUCCAUCUGGUGCUCAAGAAGUUAUUCCCAAUUAACUAAAGUGUGGUGAUGAAAAACCUUCCUCCAGAUGUCCUGCUGCUGCGUUACAAUGGGUUUACUUUGGUUUGGCAUUUUGAAGUGGAGUGACCAACUCAAGUGGACUCCAGCCCAGGGGUGCAUUUAGCAGAGUGGGCAGUGAGUAUGACGGCCUGUGGUGAUAAGCUCUUUGUGAGCACAGCCUACUCAGAAGGAGUGAGCUGUCUUGUAUCAGGACUGCUCUAAUUCUGAUUAACACCAUCUGCCAAGGAGUUUAUUGAACUUCAGUCACUUCCAAAUUUAAUGCAGCUUAGCUGUUCUGAAUGUAUCUGUGCAGACUGACUUUUUGUUCUCCAGCCCUGUAUCCUACUGUCCGUGCACAGUGUGUGAGCAGGGUGCCAUAGGUUUUGGUGAACGGUUAGCCCCUGUGGAGGAGGAAAAACUCUAGCCAUUGAAGGCAGGAGGUGGGUCACUGUGGGUAAGACUGAUAGUUCCACAUCCCUGUCCAGCCCAAGGGACUCUGCUAGACAAAAAGGCCCUGUGUUAGCAAGCUGAUGGACUUUUCCAGCCUUGGCUCCCAGAAUUGCAAACCUAGAGCUCCUAAGAAAUACCAGCAAGAAGCUAAGUCCAGAAGCUUGCACAGGUUUCAGCAAAAGCAGAGGUUGGGAGUGUUUGACGAGGUUUCACUGCUGCCUGUCACGUCUCAGAUGAAGCUUCAGGAACAGGAUCCUUUGCCAGUAACCACCACCUUGUGCUGAUGUUAUCUAGUUUCUGCAGAAUGAACUUGCUGAGUUGUCAUCUGUGGCACUCUCAGGGGAAGUCCUGACUCCUGACACUGCAGUUCCUGCCUCUGCUUUGCCAUAGCCCCAAUUCCAGCAGCAUCAUCUGGGCUGGUUGGAUUUGCUGGACACCUGCUUGUCCUGAAAUGGCAUGGGUUGUCAGGAGGAAGUAGGCAGCAAGGCUGUGCUGCAGGCCUGUAGGUUCCCAAAUCCAGUGAAGUCACUAGGCAGGCUAACACAUAGUUUCUGACUGAGGAUAGAAUGGCUACUGACAGCUCAUAGCAAGGUGAUGCUGGACACCCAGUGACCAGUUAGCAAGAGGGGGUUUGCACCAGAGCUAACGUGUGGGUAUCAGCAAGUGCCUCUCAGUACGUGGGCUACUGGCUUCUGUGACAGAGGCGAGCUCUCUGGGUGCCAGACAGAGGCACUGCUGCAUUGCGCAGACGUUUGCUGAGUGAGGCAUCCCUUUUCUUCUGUGCAGACUUUCCCUACAAGCAAAGUGACCUGAUUCACUCACCAGCUUCAGCCAGCAGCUAAUAGAUGAGUAGCUGAUGGGUGCUGGUGCGUGCUGGCACUGCUGUGUGACCAGGCAGGAUGAUGGUAUCCCAUGCUGCCAGUGUAACAGACUGGCAGAACCAAACUCACUGGUUCAAACAAAAUCCCUUGGCUGCAGGCGCGAGGUGUUCUCUGUGUCUGUGAUGUAGAUGCAGGCAUCUGUUCUGCUGUCUAUUGGACACCUCAGGUCACUGGAUCACGUGCACAAGUUUUAAGAGCAGUGCAAACUGCUGGUGUAUCCUACCUGGCCACUUGCAUGUGAGAUGGAGCCUCAUUCAGGCAGCACUUAGGGGCACAUUUCUACAUCUGAUAGCAAUCAUCUGCUGCAGCCACAAGGUUCAGCAGCUGGAGUCAUAUGUUGGGGUAGCAGCACCUCAGCAUUUCUCCCAACCGUGCUCUGGAGCAUGCCUAAGUGCCAGCUGGCACCUAGGUGGUUUAGAUGAGAGUGCCAAUGGGCUCAAGGCUGUGCUCCAAAUUCAGGAUAGAACUGCCUGGUGGGUCCCUCUCACUGUGCAGCAGUGGGGAAAGGAGGAAGGUUGUGUGAGGAAUGCGAUGAAAAUCCAUCCUUUAUAACUGUAAUGCCGUGGUACAUGGGAGGAAGCGGUGAAAUUGGGAGACAUCCAAAGAUAGGUGCUGACCUGAAUUAGGGCUGCAGGAAAAUUUCCCCAUGUGGGGACUAAAAGUCCCACUAGUUUAGAGUGGAAACUAGUGAAAUGCCAUGUGAUAGAGACGUGCAGAGCAAUGCCUGGCUCAGAGAUAAGUCUGUUCCUUUGCUCACCCCCUCACAAGAUGUUCAAAGAAAUGGAAAGACAACUCAUUUCAGACUGGUAAACUGACAUACUUUUCACAAAGCCAGGAAACUGGUUUGUGCAGGUGGACAAGAUGCCCUAUUGGCCAACAGUUUCAGAGGGCUCACAGGGGAUCAGGUAUUGAUUGACAUGAAAAACAACGAUACCCAAAACUGAAGUUAGAAAGUCUGGCUUAAAUAAGAUAGAAAAUGGCAUGAUUCUUGGGCAUCAACUCUAGAGUUUUGGUAAAGAAUGGCAGGAAGGAGUUUCUAUCUUUUUUCUGUCCCCUCUUUGAAGCUGAUGUUGGCGGUAUUAUUUAUGUCAGGAGGACUGACUUUUCAAGUCAGGGCCUUGCAGCAGCGCUACUGGCAUGGCUAAGAGCAUAGCACUUCUCCCUCAUCCCACCUCCAAAGCACUGUCAGGGAUGAGGUGCAGGUCACCUGUUUCUGGGCACUGGUCCUGACAGCCACUGCCAAAGCUGUGGGAAAAUUAGCCAUGCCCCAGGAGGCUGGUUACAGAGCUCCUCUCUCGUGCCAGGGUACUGAAACGUGAGGGUGGAAAGUACAGGAUUGAUGGUCAUGUGAAACUGUCCAUCUCCCUCAGUCCCUCCCUCCAUCUCUCCCUCUGCUACUCUGAGUCCCCUGAGGAAACCUGUGGGAAUUUGUAAGUCCUCUGAAACAGCCAGCACUAAAUGGGUCCUCCCUUGUGUUUGGGUGUUGAACCAUGAGCCUCCCUCCCUCCUUAUGUUUCUCUCAAAAGGGCAUUCAAGAGCCCUGAGCUGGGCAGGAGCUCCGGGGGAUGGACCAGGUGUGGGACAGGGGCUCAGCCCUGCUGCUGCCUCCCUUGGCAGGCUGCUCUGGGAUGGCUUGUCUACCAGAGAGCUGGCAGCAGGAGAGAGCCGUGGGUGCGCCAGUGUGCACCAAUGCAGCAUCUGGGCUGAUGGGGCUUGAACACAUUUGUGUGUUUUGAUAACUCUGCCAGUGUGGUACUACCAAUCAGCACUACUUGCACAGGCACCAGCUGUAUCUUCUGCACAGCUCCCUUGUCCUCUCCUUCACAGCUUGUCUGCUCCGUGCUGCCUGUCCUCCCCUGUGCUGCCUCCGACAUGCUGUGCUCCAGUACUGCUUGUACAAGCCUCUCACAUGCCUGGGCACAAGCUCACUGCAUGUGCGCCCAUCAGUGCAGCUACUUGUGCUGAACACCCCCUCCAGCUACGCUGCGGGAGCUGAAGUAUUUCGGAAGCUCGUUCCCACCAAAUGGGGUGGGCAGAAGGGAGAACCAGUGUAUACAUCCAUGUAAUCCAAAAUUGAAGCAGAUCCCAUCGGGGUGGGAACACAGUACUGGCACGAGUGUUGUUCACAGCCAUCCUCUGCUGAGGUGGGUGUCUUGGAGUCUGGCUGUAAGAACAUGCCCUAAAUAAGCUGUACUCAACCCUUAGGAGUCUUUAACAUGUUUUACGGUGAUGGGUGGUGUUGAAAAACAUUUUCCUCUGAAUAGCGUCAUGGAGCAGCAACGUAAUACACUCAAAGUCAUGCAUUAAUUUAAGAGACAAGUAACACAUUCACCAUCCGCCCCCAUGCCAUGCAUCAUGGCUGCAACCAAUGCCCAGUAAACAUCAAAUUCUCCAUCAGGCUGUGGUCAUCCCCUGGGAGCACAACUUUUGCUACUUGGUCGCUUCAGUUGGAGUCACUGCAGCACUAGCAGAGGCCCAGGGUUGGGUCCUGCUGCCACUGUGGCAGGGCUGGACAGCCACAUGCUCCUCUCCUGCUCUUGUGGUAGCUUGGAAAUGCACAUGCUGGACAGCAUGAAGGAAGCUGGGGCUAUGGCUGCUUACCAGCACCAGUGAGCCUACCCCUGGGUGGAUCAGCACUUCUGGUUAAACGGGUCACUGCCCUUCCUCUUUGGGCCUUCCCCGUCAUCACCGAACGAGACUGCCACCGAGAUGAGUCAAACCGUCAGACAACAUCUGCACCCUCUGCACACCCCGUCCAUGCGCUUGGAUAGUUCAACUGGUGGGCUCAGCCCAGGCAGCGGAAGCAAAGAAACCCUUGUUGACUGGGGGGUGUCUGGCAACUGAGCCUUUUCGGUGUCCCAAGUGCGGCUGAGUGAUCUGGUCCACUCCUGACCAUUUCCCAGAAGCUAGACAGGGCCUGUGAAGACAGCAGUGAGAGAAAGUUUUGCCUUAGAUAGAUAUACUCUACCAGGGUUUGGGAUCUGCUAACCUGGAGACUCCUGUAAGUGCACACCUGAGUACUUGCUCAUGAGCUGCAAAGUCCUUACCAGGAGAAGAUUAGAGGUUGCUCAACUAAUUACCCAACCAGUCUAUUUGUAGAGGACAAGAGAAUGUGGUUCACCUCUUCAAAAUAGCCUGGAGUGAACUCUAAUAAAUCUGUAGCUUGACACAGAAACUCCAGUAUGUGCUGGAAGUCUGACCCUGACAACCUCCUGCCAGUGCUUCAGCUGAGAGCUCUAGCCAGGCUUGCCUUCCCCCUCUAGUGGGGUGAGAUGUACCCCAGCUACUUGGAGCUUGUUGUCUAUAUCUGGAAAGCUAACACAUUUGGCAUUUCCUUUCUAUAGCUUCCUUCUUUUAAAAUAUGGACCAAAGAAAGCAUUACUAAUGACAUUCAAAACCCCCUCCUUAAAACUGGCAAAGCCAAGUACCAAAGAGCUAGAAAUUGCCAGAAAUGGGUUUGCCUGGGCAACCUAACUUCCACUGUCUUGUGUAUAUGAUCACUUCCUGCAUUUUGCCCUGGAUUGCCACCUCUUCAGCACCCAGGCUGGACCUUGGCUGGAGGGAGCGAAGAGCUGGUCAGCUAGGCUGCAUCCUUUCUUAGCAGGGGUGGGAAACUCCCAUGCAACUGGUGAAGCAAGGGAUUGCAGCAAGAAAGGAGAGUGUCUUGGUAGACAGUUGGUGCCUCCCUGGAGAGUUGGGUCUGUGUCUACCCCUGCCUCGAAGUUACUCUGUGAGUCGGUGAGCCACAUAAGCAAGAGCUUUCACAGGAGCAGCCACGUCUUCCUCAUUUGGCAGAGCUGCUUUACAGAAGUGCUAAAAGUUUGCAGCUGCAGUCACAGACAUGAGGAUCUGGGGUUUGAUUAAAUUAAGUGUUAUAUAGGGCCAAAACCACUGAAAAAUUUAGAUUCUAGUUGGUUCAAAACAUGUUCAAAACAAAAUGAAUGAGUACUUAUGACCUAAAUCUCUCUUUGUCUCUUCUUUUGCACCUGUUAAAUAGGGAUAACUCCACCUCCCAUCCCGAACCUGAAAAGGUGGCUGAGAAGAUAGAUUAACUAAUAACCAUGAAGAACUCACUCAGCACUGAAGCAAUGAGCACUAGAAGGAAUCCAUGAAGAAAUGGAAAAGCAGGAUGUUGGAGCAGGCCCUGACUGCAGGACAGCAAUGAAGGACUCUUCUGAUGACAUGAGGAAGGUCCAAAGGAGGGAGAAGAAUCGUAUCGCUGCCCAGAAGAGCCGCCUGAGGCAGACCCAGAAAGCGGACACACUGCACUUGGAGAGCGAAGACUUGGAGAGGCAGAACGCUGCCCUGCGCCGGGAGAUCAAGCAGCUGACAGAGGAGAUGAAGCACUUCACCUCGAUGCUGAGCUCCCAUGAACCACUCUGCUCCAUCCUGACAUCCCCUCCACCACCUCCAGAAGUGCUUUACGCCACACACUCCUUUCACCAGCCCCACAUUAGCUCCCCACGCUUCCAGCACUGAGCUGGAAGUACGAUGGCAGCCUGCCAGCUCCACUAAUGUCAAGAAGUAACUUUGUGGGGCUCGCUUUUCCAUCCAAGGGAAGGAAUUGGGCACUUCUUAAAGUGUCUACUCUGAGUGACUUGCCUAAGACUUAGUCCCUGUGCAGAAAUGGCAGAGCCACCACAAAGCAUCUUUGGACAGUUUCCAGCUUGGAUCCUGGGAUGAGGAGGCAGUCACAAAAGGGCACCAACCCCCUUCUCCGGUGCUUGUUUGGGCACACUCACAAGAGCGUGCAGCACUGACAGCCUCCGUAAGCGUGGCUGGAUAUGACACGCAACAGCCGGAGCUACAGGAAGAGGAACGGGAGCAAGGUUGGGGGCCACAUAGUAUCAGGGAAAAACUGGUUUAUUUUUGUAAAAUAAAGAUUGAAAUUCUUAA